AUGGCCAUUGUGGCAGUGAUGGUCCCUGGAAACUCCCCUUACAAAAUUGAGGGUCUUCACAAGACUUACAGAAUCAAGCGAUUCCUGGCCAAGAAACAAAAGGAAAGCUGUCCUGUUCCUCAGUGGAUUCAAAUGAAAACUGGUAACAAAAUCAGGUACAACUCUAAGAGAAGACACUGGAGGAGAACAAAGCGGGGUCUGUAA
Molecule: messenger RNA, 204 nt
Organism: Peromyscus eremicus (cactus mouse)
Lineage: Eukaryota; Metazoa; Chordata; Mammalia; Rodentia; Cricetidae
Product: large ribosomal subunit protein eL39-like
Exons: 2
Coding region: 1-204 (67 amino acids)
Biological process (GO): translation
Cellular component (GO): ribosome; cytosolic large ribosomal subunit
Molecular function (GO): structural constituent of ribosome
Source: RefSeq, a predicted model, not a curated record